GCGUGCAGAAGCGUUCGGGUGUCCGGUACGCAACCAUCGAAAAGAUGGCGAAAACAGCAUCAUCAACGACGUCGGCGGUGGUGACGGUAGUGGUGGCGUUGGCGGUCGCGUGUCGUUUCGCGUUAGCGGCCGGCCAAGAUUCGGACGACGCGGCGGCAGCGAUGGUGUUCUCCGAAGACGCGUCCAUGAUGGGGGCGGACGAGCUGACCGCCCGGCCGCCGCCGCCGCCGUCCCCGGACAUGUCGGCGUACGCGUCGCCGGCCGGCCGCGCGUCGGUGGCCAAGCCGGGGGCCACCAACAUACAGAAGGUGUACAGGACGGCCAAGGCGGUGGACGCGAUGUCGGCCAUGGUGAUGAUGGUGGCCGCGGCCACCGGCUCGGGCACGGCGACGGCGGAACCGCGGGUCAACGAGACGUACGGCGGACCCGACACUUCCGACCUGGAGUGGCUGUCGAACGUGUACAACCCGCACCGGUGGAACCCCGCCCAACUUCCGGCCGCGUCUAAGCUGUCGGUCCGGUGCCGGGACGUCAUGAAGACUUACCUGGAAGCGCUGCGCCGCGGGUCGUUUUGGGCGGCUAAAAUGGCCGACGCCAGUGGACGUUAUUCGUCACAGCUGUUUUUCGGUAAUGAUUUUUGGUUGGGAUCUCAUACCCUGUGCAAAGAAUUACAGAACAAAGCGACCAAUCAAUAUGUGCCGCCGUUCGAAGCUAAAUUCUAUGUGGCGAAAUUGGCGAUAAAAUUACAUGAUCAGUUGACCCCCAGAACUAGAUUGAUUUCACUUGGUCUGUGCAUGCCGAAAGAUUGCAGUUCUACAGAUGUGCAAAAUAUGGUUAAUGUUCCCAAAGAAGAUAGUGAAUCUAAUUAUCGCAGUUAUAGUGUGCUCAACGUUAGAGUUGUUCCAGGUACAUACUCGUUGUGGUCGGACAGUAAAUUCCAAAUAUUAUUGAUUGUUGUUGGGCUAGUAUCUCUACUGACAGUGAUAGGAUCAGGAUAUGAAAUGAUAUUAGAGCGUCGAAAAGCUAGAGAAUUCAAAAAAAGGCAUAUUGCUCAAGGUAACAAUAAUGAAAGUGAUUCAAAAGUAGAAUUUACAUUGGAUAAAAUGCAUGCUAUUGAAAAGAUGCAUAAUAUGAAAGGUUGUGGAAAUGACGACGGAACCUUAGAAGAUCAAGACAUGUUAUUUAAAGUCAGUCGCAACGAACAAAUUCUAUUGGCUUUUUCGGCUGUAAGCAAUGGCCGAAAAAUUUUACAUUGUGGACCGGCGCCAUCUGAAUCGUUAACUUGUGUACACGGACUUCGAUUUUUAAGUUUGGCUUGGGUUAUAAUGGUACACACGUAUUUACAAGUGUUUUCAAUCGCAGAAAACAAGACGUUACGGACAUUGACCGAGAGGAACUUUAUGUUCCAAACAGUGAGCAAUGCAACAUUUUCAGUAGAUACUUUCUUUUUUAUCAGUGGUCUAUUGGUUACUUAUUUGUAUUAUAAGACGACCAGCAAAAAAGACGGACCAGAAGUAGCUGUAUCUCGAACUCCGAAAUGUAGUUCUUCUAUUCUGAAAAACGAUACAAUUAAAUUUUUCAAACUACUGGGAUAUAGAUUUAUCAGAUUGACGCCAGCGUACAUGGUUGUCCUUUUGAUGGCGGAGGUGUCUAGCCGGUGGCUUCGAAACAUUUCCGUCUUUGAACCAGAGAACAACAACCACAUAAGUUGCGCCAAUUAUUGGUGGAGAAAUAUGCUAUACAUAAACAGCUUGUAUCCCAGAAGCGAAAUGUGCAUGUUAUGGAGUUGGUAUAUGUCCAACGAUACGCAGUUCUACGUUUUAGCAGUCAUACUACUUCUCGUUUCUGCCAGACAUUUCAAAGGAGCAGUUAUUGGAUUGGUGGCGUUCUUAAUCGGAUCAUGGGUCGUCACAAUAUUCAUUGCAGUACAUUACAAUUUUAGAGCAAGGAUAGAGGAACCGUUUGGAUUAUUUGAUCAACUUUAUGAUAAACCAUGGUCAAGACUUGGGCCUUAUUUGUUCGGCAUGUUCGCUGGGUGGUUUUUGUUUGUUACUAAAUGCAAAUUGAAAAUGUCCUUCCUGACGGUCGCUGUAGGCUGGUCCCUGUCGCUGUUCAGCUUGGCGUACCUCGUGUACGGACUUCACGUGGUGCACUUGGAUCUGGCCGGUUCCGCCCUAUAUGCAUCCGUCGGCCAUUCGGCCUGGGGUGCUGCACUCGCAUGGAUCGUCAUCGCCUGCUGCACCGGUCACGGGGGUUGUGUCAACUCGGCGCUAUCGUGUCGCCUUCUACAACCCCUUAGCCGGUUGACGUACUGCGCCUAUCUGGUCCACCCCAUCAUCAUGACCAUGACCAACUUCCAAAUGGACGGCCCGCUGCACCUGCACAAUCUGAUCACGAUGAUAUUGUACUUUGGCAACGCAGUAGCGUCUUUCUUGCUAUCCUUCUUUAUUUCUCUCACAUUUGAAGCACCCGUGGUGAACCUGCUCAAAAUUAUGUUAACACCGCCACAGGCUAAGAAAACCUCAUUGGAAAAAAACAGUUCCGAACUACAAGACUCGUAACACUGAAAACUGUUAUAAAAACAGUAUAAAUAAUUUGUCGAUAAAGAUGUUUAAGUAUAGUUUAUAUUAAAUUAUUUUCUAAUAUUAAUAAUGGUAUUAUAAUGUAAAUUAUAUAUAUUUUCCAAGAAAAU
Molecule: messenger RNA, 2692 nt
Organism: Rhopalosiphum maidis (corn leaf aphid)
Lineage: Eukaryota; Metazoa; Arthropoda; Insecta; Hemiptera; Aphididae
Product: nose resistant to fluoxetine protein 6-like
Exons: 13
Coding region: 45-2561 (838 amino acids)
Molecular function (GO): acyltransferase activity, transferring groups other than amino-acyl groups
Source: RefSeq, a predicted model, not a curated record